Triticum aestivum (bread wheat) is the source of this 3703-nucleotide messenger RNA. RefSeq lists its product as uncharacterized. Gene Ontology annotation, molecular function: DNA helicase activity. The transcript has 2 exons. Gene Ontology annotation, biological process: DNA repair; telomere maintenance. NCBI's taxonomy places the organism in Eukaryota, Viridiplantae, Streptophyta, Magnoliopsida, Poales, Poaceae. The coding region runs from base 153 to 3209 and encodes 1018 amino acids. The record is from RefSeq and is a predicted model, not a curated record.
AUCAAAAGGAAAUAAGGGCAGAUCUAUACCAAGACCUUGUAGACAAUAUUCAAGCUGGAGAACAAAAGGGAAAUGCAGUCGGAAAACGGACAGUACUUGCCUCGUCAUUUAUUGGAGGGCCACGAGAUAAACUUCGUCGGUAUCAAGAUGCUAUGGCUUUAGUUAGAAAAUAUGGAAAGCCAGACAUAUUCCUCUCAAUGACCUGCAACCCCAAAUGGGAAGAGAUCACACGUGAACUACAGUCUGGACAAACACCACAAGAUCGCCUAGAUAUUGUUGUUCGUGUUUUCAGGGCGAAGUUGGAAGAAAUGAAGAAGCAACUAUUUGAGAAGACCAUUCUUGGAAAGGUUAAGGCAUAUACAUAUGUCAUAGAGUUCCAAAAGUGGGGAUUACCCCAUGCUCACUUUUUGCUCACCAUGACCGAAAAAUACAAGUACACAUGUCCGGAACAGUAUGACAGAAUCAUCUCUGCUGAGCUCCCUAACAAGCACAAGUACCCAGAGCUAUACAAAAUGGUAAUCAAACAUAUGAUACAUGGUCCUUGUGGUGCAUUGAAUAAAAAAUUUCCAUGCACAAAAAACCAUCCAUCAUGCAAGAAUAAUUAUCCAAGGCCAUUUAAUGAAACUACAAUUCAAGGCAAGGACUGCUACCCGCUCUAUAGGAGACGCAAUGACGACAGUACCGAAAUUUUCCGAAAUUGGAAACUUGACAAUAGGUGGGUGGUUCCUUACAAUCCCUAUCUAUUAAGGAUGCUCAAUUGCCACAUAAAUGUUGAGAUAUGUUCAAGCAUUAAAGCCGUUAAGUACCUGUUCAAGUUCAUGUACAAGAGUCAUGACAGAGCAUUUGUAACUGACAAAGUAGAUGAAGUGGAAAUUGACGAGAUUCGACAAUACAGAGAUGCACGGUGGGUGACACCUCCAGAAGCAUUGUGGAGAAUAUAUGGCUUCGAACUAAGCAAAAUACACCCAGCAGUCUUGCAAUUGCAGCUACAUCUCCCAAAUAUGCACAUGGUUUCAUAUCACGGCAAGGAAAAAAUAAAAAAUAUUAUCGACCGUGAUGGCACCAAAAAAUCAAUGUUGACAACAUACUUUAAAGCAAACAACUUACAUGUGAAAGCACGAGGCAUACUAUAUAGGGACUUUCCGGAAUAUUAUACUUGGCAAAGACGAGGGAAAUUUUGGCAAGAAAGGAAACGAGCCGCUCUGUCCCAGGUUGGCAAGAUCAUCUCAGCACACCCGGCCGAAGGAGAACGAUACUAUCUUCGGGUUCUCCUAAACCACGUGACAGGCGCCACCAGCUACGAAGGCCUACGAACAAUUGAUGGACAAGUAAUGCCAACCUUCCGUGAAGCAGCAGAAAAAAGGGGGCUCAUUGAGGCAGACAACACACUUGAUGACUCCAUGACAGAAGCAGAGUUGUUCCAAGUGUCCUCAUCGCUACGAAGGCUAUUCACGACAAUCCUGGUGUUUUGCAUGCCCAACGACGUCCGUAGCCUUUGGAACAAUCACCUUGAGGCAAUGUCGAAAGACUACAAUAUAAAUUGCAAAUGCAAGCACACGGUUGAACAGAUGGUGUUGAAAAAUAUCAGGGACAUCUUGCACUCAAUGGGAAAAGACAUAGAAUCGUUUCCUCUUCCAAAGAUUGACAAACAACAUGACACAACAAAUGAUGUACCUAGGGAGAUCAUAGAGGAGACCUCAAUCAAGGUAGACCCUGAGGACGCAUCUUUGCAUAAGAAACUAAACAACGAGCAGAGGAAAGCCUACGAUAAAAUCCUAGCCACAGUUGACUGCCAAAGAGGAGGCAUAUUCUUUGUCGAUGGACCGGGAGGGACGGGAAAAACUUUUCUUUACAGGGCUCUCUUGGCCACAAUACGCGGACAAGGCAUGAUUGCCGUGGCAACGGCCACUUUAGGUGUUGCUGCUUCCAUAAUGCCUGGAGGGAGGACCGCACACUCGAGGUUCAAGAUUCCAUUAAGAAUAGACGAUGGAGAUAUUUGUGGGUUCACAAAACAAAGUGGGACAGCCAAGCUACUCCAAGCAGCAUCACUCAUAAUCUGGGAUGAAGCAUCUAUGACUAAGAGGCAGACAGUGGAGGCACUAGACAAAAGCAUGCGAGACAUAAUGGACAAACCAGAUCUUCCAUUCGGUGGAAAAACGGUCGUGUUUGGUGGAGAUUUUAGGCAAGUGCUCCCUGUUGUCCGAAAGGGAACAAGAGCUCAGAUAGUAGAUGCAUCACUACGCAGGUCCAAGCUCUGGAAUUGCAUGCAUCAAUUGAAGCUUGUGCGCAACAUGAGGGCUCCAAACGAUCCAUGGUUCACAGAAUACCUACUACGCAUUGGAAACGGAACCGAGGAGACAAAUGAUGAUGGUGAAAUACUUCUACCUACAAGUAUAUGUGUGCCAAAUAAGGCGGAUGAUAAUGGCCUUGAUAGACUCAUUGACAGUAUCUACCGACCUGCUUCCCUAAAAGAUCCAAAAUACAUCACGUCAAGGGCAAUUUUAUCCACAAGAAACGACUGUGUAGACAAAAUCAACCUACAAAUGAUUGAUCGCUUCCAAGGGGAGGAGAUGGUGUACCACAGCUUCGAUUCUGUAGAAGACGACCCACAUAACUACUAUCCACCAAAAUUCCUAAACACACUCACCCCAAAUGGAUUGCCUCCACAUAUGCUAAAGCUCAAAAUAAAUUGUGCAAUCAUACUACUUAGGAAUAUUGACCCCGCUAAUGGACUAUGCAAUGGCACACGGUUGGUCGUACGUGGGUUUCAGAAAAAUGCAAUUGAUGCAGAGAUUGUGGUAGGGCAGCACUCUGGAAUGCGAGUUUUCUUGCCUUGCAUACCAUUAUGCCCCUCUGACGAUGACAUGUUCCCAUUUAGUUUCAAGAGGAAACAAUUUCCAAUCAGGCUCAGCUUUGCAAUGACAAUAAACAAAUCACAAGGUCAGACAAUAGCAAAUGUCGGCGCGUACCUGCCUGAACCGGUAUUCUCACAUGGUCAACUAUAUGUUGCACUUUCUAGAGCGACCACGAUAGAAAACAUAAAGGUACUAACAGGUACACAUGAUGAGAACAAGGUGAAGAAUAAGAAGAUCGGUACAAGUGACACAUACACAAAGGAGGAGAAGAAAAACAAGAAUAAGAAUAAGAAUAUCAGUGCAAGCAAGACAUACACAAAGAAUAUUGUCUAUACAGAAGCCCUCACCAAAUAGAACCAUUGCAACCAACUGUGAACUUCACAGUUAGAAUUCAGAACUACUUAUUGUCGUGAAGGAGCGUGUCUUGAUGUCCUGGACCACUAUCCCAUUCAUGGAUUUUCUGUAUUAUGUGUCCAGGAAGUCAUUCGUGGUUAUUUAAAACUUUGAUCAGUCUGACAAUCCCCAUUAUGUUUGUACUAGCUAUAAAAAUAAUCUGUGUGUAUAUGCAAAUCUAGCAGCAAAAUGUGUUGUUAAGGGGAAACCGAGACUUACCAGUGAAAAUAAGAACAUAUUUCCCGCCUUGGAGCUGUUGUUGCUGCUGCAACACUGAUUUUUUCUAAACAUCACUUUCUCUAACUUCCUCAAACCUGAAAUUGUAAUAACCCGGAUUUUUAGGGUUAUUAAUUUAAAUUAAGUUGAGUAAUUAAAUUUCUAUUAUCUGUUUAACAUAAAAUAUUUGAGAAAAUAAGAUAUGCUAGAUUAUUGAUUCAAGUGAUUAAAAUAGAACU